Molecule: messenger RNA, 741 nt
Organism: Orbicella faveolata
Lineage: Eukaryota; Metazoa; Cnidaria; Anthozoa; Scleractinia; Merulinidae
Product: substance-P receptor-like
Biological process (GO): G protein-coupled receptor signaling pathway; cellular response to hormone stimulus
Cellular component (GO): plasma membrane
Molecular function (GO): G protein-coupled receptor activity; peptide binding
Source: RefSeq, a predicted model, not a curated record
GUGUAACAUCAUCAACAACAUUCAGCCAUGAUCGAAUCAUCUGGCAUUGCUAUAGCAACGGUACACUCUAUACUCGUCGUGAUAGACAUCGUUGGAAAUUGUCUCGUUUGUGCGAUCAUAAAGAAACAUCGAGACAUGAGGACUCCCAUCAACUAUCUACUUGUGAACCUGGCUGUAGCGGAUGCCUUGUAUGCAACCUUUCUUACACCACAGACUUUCUUCACGAUCACACCCACCCACCCAGAAGGAAUAGCUGGAACAGUUUUAUGCAAAAUAAUAACAGGUGGAAACCUCGCCUGGAUUGCUGGAACCUCCUCGGUUGUUACUUUGGCCGCAAUUGCCACUGAACGAUAUUAUGCAGUAAUCUAUCCCGCUGGUAACGUGGGCAAACUUACCAAGCGUAAACUGAAGGUGAUCAUUCCUGGUUCAUGGAUCUUCGCAUUGAUAGUCAACAUACCACUGUUUCUGGCCUUAAACGUAAAGGACAAUGCCUGUGCGUGGACUGAAGAAUGGAUACAGAAAGUUUAUAUUUGGUACUGGACAGCCAUCGUAAUUGCAGCCAUAGUACUGAUGGCUGGGUUGUAUUCCAGAAUCGUGUGCACCAUCUGGUUCAAACAUGGGCCCGACAAUCAACUUACCUUUCAACAGAGGGGCGUCAUGAGAGUGCGGAAGCGAGUCACUUUGAUGGGGGUAACUGUCACUGCCAUAUUUGGAAUCUGUUGGGAACGCGAAGAAUUUUAG